Molecule: messenger RNA, 429 nt
Organism: Dovyalis caffra
Lineage: Eukaryota; Viridiplantae; Streptophyta; Magnoliopsida; Malpighiales; Salicaceae
Source: the annotation of a GenBank genome assembly
AUGUCAGGAGUUGGACCAAUCUCACAGGACUGGGAGCCCGUAGUGAUCCGCAAGAAAGCUCCCAACGCCGCCGCCAAGAAGGAUGAGAAGCUCGUUAACGCCGCCCGCCGCUCCGGUGCCGAGAUCGAAACCGUCAAAAAAUCAACUGCUGGUACAAACAAGGCUGCCUCUAGCAGCACUUCUUUGAACACAAGGAAGCUCGAUGAAGAAACUGAGAACCUUACUCAUGAACGAGUGCCAACUGAACUGAAGAAAGCAAUCAUGCAGGCUAGAAUGGACAAGAAACUUACACAGGCUCAACUUGCGCAGUUCAUCAAUGAGAAGCCCCAGAUAAUUCAAGAGUAUGAAUCUGGAAAAGCCAUUCCUAAUCAGCAGAUUAUAGGCAAACUAGAGAGGGCUCUUGGUGUGAAGCUGCGGGGAAAGAAGUGA